This is a messenger RNA of Cannabis sativa, 1231 nucleotides long. RefSeq lists its product as uncharacterized. The transcript is spliced from 6 exons. NCBI's taxonomy places the organism in Eukaryota, Viridiplantae, Streptophyta, Magnoliopsida, Rosales, Cannabaceae. The coding region runs from base 374 to 1048 and encodes 224 amino acids. The record is from RefSeq and is a predicted model, not a curated record.
GGAUUGACACACUGUAUUGACAGAUCAAGUUAUCAAAAGAUCAAGCAUUUCUGUGAAUUGGAAAACUAAUGUUAGAAGAUAAAUGUUGGGAAAGAAUUUAUAAACAGAACAUAAUGUAGGAUCUCUUAUUAUCUUUUUAAUACAAGUGGAUGUUUUUUUUCUGAACAAAAAAGAAAAAAGGAAAGACAGAAAAGAAAAAGGGAAAAAGACAAAAAGAAGAGGCUGUAGCUACUCAAGGCAUUUGAUGAACUUAUAAUAAUUUAGUGUAUGAUCAGAAUGUUAACAAAGAUGAGGUUAUGAUUGACAACAAUUAGUCACUAACAUGGAUAUGUAUUUCAGAUUUCCUUAGACUGCUGUGGAACACUCUAAUUGUAUGAAAAUCACAGUGAGUUGCCAGAAUUUCUUGGUGGUUCCCACACGUGUCGAUGAGGGAGGUUGCCUUCGAUCUGAUAAGGGUCCGUGGAAGAAUCCAGAAAUAUUGAAGAUGGUUCACAAUGGUGAAGCGCGGCGUGCCAGGCAGAUUGUCAAGGUUAUAACCAGCGAGGGGAAGGUUACCUAUAUUAAACCGCACUACCCAGCGCAGGUGAAAGGUAGUGAUACAUCGACUGCUGAGUCGGGUUCUGAAGCUGAAGAUAUUGGCUCUCCCAAAACAAUAAAGAGCUAUUCACAUCUUCGGUUGACUCCUGUUCGUGAGGAAGUCAAUCCUGAAGCCUCCACUCCAAUUUACUCGCUCCGUGGCCUCGACAACUUCAAGUUCUUCUCAUUGUCUUUCUACUGGUACUGUGCAAGGACAUAUGUACAACUCGACGAUGGUACAGAGUUGCUAGAUGCUGUGAUGUUCGGUGAUGUUGCAGAAAACAUAUUCUCAUGUACUGCAGUUCAAUUAAGAUCAUAUUCGGACGAGAAACAUAAGUUGUUUGUCCAAAAAACUACAAGGCAACUAUCAGCCAAAAAAUGGAGAAUUCAGUUGUACGUAGAUGCAAACCGAACAAUGAGUUCAAAGUACAAUCAGUUCACCAUUCAAGCAGUUGAACCAAUGGAAGAUUAGGCAGAAGUUGCCAUUUUUUUUUUACAGUAAUUUUAUUUUAUUUAGUGUUAAGACUUUUCUUGGUGCCGAGCUUCUUUCAAUUUCUAUUGACUUGUUAUCUACGGAUUUACAUGGAGUAUUGUAUGCAAGUAUUUCAUAUACCCAAUUUUCUAGAAGUAAAUAAUAAGUAUCAUUUUAUUUUGA